GAAAGAGAGCCAAAGCGAACGUCAGUGGUGAAUCAGAUCUUAGUCGGGAGUGUUCGAACAUUCAGUCCCGGUUUCGCGACGCACGUGUUUCGUAUACGGAUCUUGUUUAACGCUGAUAUAAAGAAAUGUUUCUUACCAGAAUGGAAUAUCUGUGGAUUCUACUCUUCUGCGUUGUCUUUUCCGAUGCCUAUGUGUGCCAGGUGAACAUCACAGCAGGAGAGGAGGGGUCAGGUGAAGGACUGAUCAUCAGUGGAGGAGGAAAUAUGGGUCUGAUGACAUGCCCAGGACCACUAGAUCCAGAAAACCACACACAUUGCUGCUAUACAUCUGAGGACAGUGGAGCAAAGGACGGAAAAACAGGCCAUGAUCAUUCCAACAACGGAGUGGCCAGAUGCUGUGCCCCACAGCCACAGCCAGUCGGAGUUUAUAUGGAUGAUAGAACGGCCAUGAUUAUCGCACUGACUGUAACUGCGGUAUGUGUCAUCAUCACCAUCAUCAUUAUCAUUUGCUGCUUCUGGUCGAGGUGCCCGUUGUACACAGCAUGUCGAAUCAGAUAUCAUCAGGAUGAUAUCAUUGCUUAUGCAUCUAAAGACGAGGAAACAGCUGGCCUCAACGACAUGCCACCAGAGGAAACGAAGGGCGUUACCAUUUACUCUCCGAACGCCGUCAAAGUCACGCUGAAGGAUGACGUCUAGGUCGACUCCCCUUUCCCACUUCUUUCCAUUGAUCUAAUCUGGCCUAAGGCAGCGUCUUUGACACAUCUUAUUACGGCCGCAGACAAGGUCUACAAAAGCACCAGAAGGCGUGCAUCUAAUUUAGACCAUAGUACUAUGUUUGCUGGAGCCUGGAAGUGCUUAUGGUGGUCUUAAUGAGGUCUACUCAAGACUCAUUAGUAUUAGUAUGAGAACUAUACUCGGUUGUCUGAUAGACUGGGGUAUUAUUUGGCAUCACAAAAGCAUGGAUCACCGUCAAACCAAUCACUAAAUCCUGCACUGUAACGAACUUAACAGAACCAAUUUUGUUAUGAUGCGUUCGGCGCAAGAUGGCGCAUAGGGCUCUCCAGUUACUAGAUCCAUAGUUGUAGCCUAAGGUUUUUAAGAACGUGUCAAGCUAGUCAAUUUGAUUAUGCUAAGGUCUACCACGCUUAGACAAUGUUGCGGGAUUCCUUAGAAACGUCCUGAAAUUUCAAGUUACGAAUAGCUAUCUUUUUUUUUCUUUGUACUUUAUGAAAGGUAACUAGGGAAUAAGUACUAACGGGGUCGGUUGCGGACAACCAAUGAAGGGUCAUUUGUUGUACAACCACAUUCGAUUUUGCCUUCUAUCCAAGAGGCCUUUUUUUUAUAUUGCAAAGUAUUUUAAGGUAGUGGCCCUUUUGUUUAGCAUAACAGUGAAACUUCUAUUAGAAACAAGUAAAUAGACAGAACACCGAUGUUAUUUGUUAGUGGAAGGGCAUUACAAAUAAGCCUCAAAAGUUUCAGUCUAAACCAAAUGAACUAGAUGACAACUAAAUUUUUUUUAUAUUAAAUGUUUGUACAUCACUAGUGAAGUAUAUAAUA
Molecule: messenger RNA, 1556 nt
Organism: Macrobrachium nipponense
Lineage: Eukaryota; Metazoa; Arthropoda; Malacostraca; Decapoda; Palaemonidae
Exons: 4
Coding region: 126-695 (189 amino acids)
Source: RefSeq, a predicted model, not a curated record